AUGGCUUGGGUCUCUUGGGAUAAAAUGACCCAACCAAAGGUCAAAGGAGGCUUGAAUUUUAAGGAUUUCCAGAGCUUCAAUGAUGCUUUUCUAGCAAAGCUCAGCUGGAGAUUAAUCCACAACCCAUCAUGCCUUUUGAGUCGGGUUCUGAUGGGAAAAUAUUGCCCAGAAACCUCUUUCCUGCAGGCCACACACAAAUCAGUGGAGUCUCACGGCUUGCGGGGACUUUUAAUUGGCAGAGACCUUAUCUACAACAACUCGGGAUGGGCCGUGGGCAAUGGCAAGUCAAUAAAAAUCUGGAGCGAUGCAUGGCUAAGCUACACAGACCAAGCUAUACCUAUGGGACCAGCGCCGGCAAAUAAAUUGGACCUCACAGUAGACUGCCUCCUCUUACCCGAUGGGUCCGACUGGAACAGAGAGGCUAUAAGAAGCUUGUUACCGCACGAAGAGAGCAGAAUCCUAAGCUUAAAGCCGAGCAGAACCGGUGCCCCAGACAAGCUCAUCUGGUUGGGAACUGAAUCAGGAGAGUACACGACCAAGUCAGGAUACCAAAAGGCACUAGAGAACUCAGCAGACCCGGAAGAGGUACAACCUGCAGAGACGUUUGACUGGAACUCUGGAGUUUGGAAACUGCAUAUAGCACCGAAGAUCAAGAUGUUUCUAUGGAAAAUUUUCCGUGGAGCUUUACCUGUAGGAGAAAGCUUGGCAAUAUGCAACAUAACUAGCGCCCUCAACUGUAAGAGAUGUAACACCCCAGAAUCUACCAAUCAUCUGUUCCUUCACUGCGGGAUAGCACAAAAGGCAUGGAAGCUAGCCUCAUUCUCAAACUGCAUUGACACUAGAGGAAUGGUAGAUUUAGCUGGUGCUUGGCCUACGCUUUGCAAAGAGACCUGCCUUCCGCCUACAGGCAUAACAUCAGGCCAACUGGCCCCUUGGAUACUUUGCUUUAUUUGGUUGGCAAGGAAUGAUCAUGUCUUUAACAACAAGGACACAACCCCGGAGGCAAUCAUCACCAAGGCUACAGUAGCGGCUCGAGAAUGGCUGACAGAACAGAGCCCAACCCAAGGGGAUCAAACCAAAGGAGCUCCCACUCCAACAAGUCACUCUGCUCUCAACCGUAACGCCAGCUCAACCCGAAUCCAAUCUGAUGCUGCUUGGCCCCAGGAUCUACAACUAGCGGGACUAGGCUGGGUGAUGGAUAGGGGUGAGAAUAGAAGCUCAUUCCUAGCUCAUUGCCAUUAUGUUAAUUCCCCACUGAUAGCCGAGGCAUUGGCCCUUCGAGAAGCUCUAAUAUGCUGCAUUGAAAAGGGAAUCCUUCAUGUAUACUGCGAGUCAGACUCCCUCAAACUGGUUAAAACGCUCAACAAAGAACCUCCGACGGUGGAACUGUAUGGCAUUGUUGCUGAUAUACUCUAUUUAUCAGAAGCCUUUGAAUCUAUUUCUUUUGUUUGGAUCAAACGUUGUAAGAAUAGAGAUGCUGAUGCUCUGGCAAAGCAGGCUCUCUGGAAUGAAUCCUCUGUAAUGGCUCCCCUGAAUUUUGGAGUUUAA
Brassica napus (rape) is the source of this 1548-nucleotide messenger RNA. RefSeq lists its product as uncharacterized. Gene Ontology annotation, molecular function: RNA-DNA hybrid ribonuclease activity; nucleic acid binding. The record is from RefSeq and is a predicted model, not a curated record. NCBI's taxonomy places the organism in Eukaryota, Viridiplantae, Streptophyta, Magnoliopsida, Brassicales, Brassicaceae. The transcript has a single exon. Bases 1 to 1548 code for a protein of 515 amino acids.